UUCCAUGUUCAUCUGCUGCUGCUGCUGCGAUUAGAGUUAGUUGAGAUAUUUGCUGCCACUGAUUGUGUGUUGGAAUGGCUCUGCUGAGGCUCCCAUAUCUCUUCUCGUCAUCAACACCAAACCAAUCUUCAUUGAUUACUUGUCAAACGCAUCCGUUCAGUUCAGUCAGAACAAAGAAAAGAGAGGUUUCCAGAUUAUAUGCCUCUAGUUCAGGUGGCAAGAGCGACCCCUAUUUGAUGGACUCUGAAGAGAGACGUGAAUGGAGAGACAAGAUCAGGCAAGUGUUAGAUAAGAACCCAGAUUUGGAGGAGGAGCUAGACCCUAGUGAAAGGAGCAAGAAAGUGCAGGACCUUCUGACCAACUAUCCUCUUGUUGUGGAUGAGGAUGAUCCUGAAUGGCCUGACGAUGCUGACGGCCGGGGUUUCAAGUUGGAUAAUUUCUUUGACAAGAUUACUAUCAAGAACAAUCCCAGGAAGAAGAAUGAGAAUGACGACGACGACGACGAUAGUGACGACGAAAUUGUAUGGCAAGAUGAUAAUUACAUUCGUCCCAUCAAAGAUGUAACUACUUCAGAAUGGGAAGAUACCGUUUUCAAGGACAUUAGCCCUUUGGUCAUUCUUGUCCAUAAUCGCUAUAAAAGACCAAAAGAAAAUGAAAGAAUUCGCACUGAACUGGAGAAGGCUGUACAAAUUAUAUGGAAUUGCAGGCUACCUUCACCAAGAUGUGUUGCAAUUGAUGCUGUUACUGAGCAUUACUUGGUGUCUGCUCUCCAAGUGUCUGUCUACCCUGAGCUCAUCUUCACUAAGGCUGGGAAGAUAUUGUAUCGUGAGAAAGAAAUAAGAAGUGGAGAUGAACUCUCAAAAGUGAUGGCUUUCUUUUACUAUGGAGCAGCCAAACCACCCUGUUUGAAUGGAAUCGGAGAUAGGCAGGAAGAAAUUCCAUCCAUUCCUAUCAAUGCCCAACCAUGAUACUAGACUGAAACGAUACAUAACAAAUCAAAGUAGGAUGAGCGUACCUGUGAUAUCCAGAAGCUGAACCAGAAGUGGAUUUCCAGCCAAAAUAAGCAUUGUAUUUUGUUGAUUGUCCACCUUUGACAUCUGGCACAGAAUAAACUCCUUUGUCAUGCAAAUCCACAUAGUCAGACUGUAAAGCACCAGCAAUAAGAGUGUCAUCAAAGGCUGUCAUAUGGGGGUAGGAUUCGCUUGGAGGGCAUUUACUGGAGUCGCAUUUGGAGCACUGGUUGCAAAGCUGAACACUCUUCAAAUGUGGGACUGGAGUCGCCCCAUGGGCUAUGGGCGUCACCAGGACAAGCAGCAGGCAGAUAGAGAGACAGGAGUAGUACUUCUCCAUGUUUGUGUGUCUUUUAGUUCUCUGCCUCUCUCUAAUCUCUAUAUAU
Molecule: messenger RNA, 1396 nt
Organism: Fragaria vesca subsp. vesca
Lineage: Eukaryota; Viridiplantae; Streptophyta; Magnoliopsida; Rosales; Rosaceae
Exons: 6
Coding region: 75-968 (297 amino acids)
Biological process (GO): regulation of DNA-templated transcription; chloroplast organization
Cellular component (GO): chloroplast stroma
Source: RefSeq, a predicted model, not a curated record